This is a messenger RNA of Protopolystoma xenopodis, 447 nucleotides long. Lineage: Eukaryota; Metazoa; Platyhelminthes; Monogenea; Polystomatidea; Polystomatidae. The record is from the annotation of a GenBank genome assembly.
AUGCCGAUCAUCCCUGUUUUUGCUUAUUUUCAAGCCUGGCGGUACUCAUCUGGACAGCUGUGGACUUAUUGGCAAUCAGAAUGCCAUCGGCUAUUGGUCAGAGAUAUAGAGCUCUCCAUCACCCAUGAUUCCAGUGACGCUGGUUAUUUAUACUUAAUCGGACGUGUCCUUUCAGGCGACUCUGAUUCGGAUUUAUGGCAUCGAGACACUCGUAUAAUUGAAUCCAGUGGGGGUCCAACCGCCUGGUACUUUAGAUUUGUCUCACGUCUCUUCUAUACAACUUUGAGUAGCCAAUCGUCAGUUGAUGUUGAACAUCUUUCUUCAGCACUUACUCAAUGGAGACGGGAUGAGGAGCGAGAUUCUAUUACUCUUACAGAAGGACAGGCGAUAAAGUAUGGUGAAGAUUUCCAAGAACCUCAGCCGAUUGAUGAAGUAAUCCACUUUUGA